Scylla paramamosain (green mud crab) is the source of this 5632-nucleotide messenger RNA. RefSeq names its product beta-1,4-N-acetylgalactosaminyltransferase bre-4-like. Gene Ontology annotation, biological process: glycosphingolipid biosynthetic process; carbohydrate metabolic process. Bases 966 to 2069 code for a protein of 367 amino acids. NCBI's taxonomy places the organism in Eukaryota, Metazoa, Arthropoda, Malacostraca, Decapoda, Portunidae. Gene Ontology annotation, molecular function: galactosyltransferase activity; N-acetyl-beta-glucosaminyl-derivative 4-beta-N-acetylgalactosaminyltransferase activity. The transcript has 7 exons. Gene Ontology annotation, cellular component: Golgi apparatus. The record is from RefSeq and is a predicted model, not a curated record.
GGAUCCCCGAAAGACCAUUCAAUCCGAUGCGUACGAACGAUGCGGAUGGCCUCUACGGCAUUUGCCGGCAAAUGUGCGACCCCAUCGUCAGUUGCAGCCAGAGCGCCGUCGCGGUCGGAUGCAAACCUUCUUCGAGAGAGCUCAGCUUCACAACUGCGGGUGGUGAAUGGUCCAAUGCCGACAAUGUGCGCAGAAAAUCCAAACCGUCCGAUGCAUGCCGUCCGUACGAUGCGGACCAAUGUGCGCUGACCCCAAAAACAAUCCGAUGAGUACGAUGCGUGCCGUCCGUACGAUGCAAACAAGUGUGCGCCUACCUUUAAAGAGAGCUGUCAGAAACUGCGACCCUGUAAGAAGUGACGGGCAUAUGCAUAUAGAAAAAAGUAAAUAAGAAAUUAAUGAAAAUGUUUCCUUAGAUAUGAAAGUCAGUGAGUUGAGAACUGUCAAAAGCAUCGGUCCUGCAGGCAAUGAGGGGAAAAUUAAUACAGAUAGCAGUGGAUGAAAAAUAAAUAAAUGUACAAGUGUAUGUAUAUAUUUAUUGAAUUAUAUUUUAUUUACCAAUGGGUUCUCUCUCUGGCUCAUCUAUCAUUAGCGUCUAUUCAUCAGUGUGAGUAAAGUAUUAGUAGUCCAUUCAUGAACCUGAAUACAUUACUUCCUUCAAUGAGGUAAAGCAACUGCAAAUUAUGUUGACACAUUUAAAUCAUAUAUUUCUAUGCGUCACUGGCUGAUAGGGCUGCUAAUAUAGCGAGCGAGGUAGGGAGCAUCUCACACACGUCUCGGGGAUUGGAAACGUGCGUCAGGGACGGGAGAGAGAGAGAGAGAGAGAGAGAGAGAGAGAGAGAUUCUUAUUUCACUUAAUUAUUUUCGGUCAAUCAUGUAACAGUUCUAAGUAACAGGAAGUCGUUUUGUAUACAUAUAUAAAUAACAGGAGACAUUGUAGAUUCCUUGAGAUACCAGCCAGGACAAGGAUGUCACCGGCCCCAGCAGAGCCGCCCAGUGUACCACGAAGAGAAGGUGGAGCGCUCUGCAGCAGCUGUAGUAAAGCGAGGCGCUGGAAGCUGCCGCUGGUGACCAUCGUGGGCCUCCUGAUGGCUCAGACAUUAUUGUACUACAACGACAACUCUUUCUAUGGCGCUCAUCGCUGGUCCGUCCUGCAAAUCUCUCCAUUACGAUUAAGAUGGUUCAGUGAUAAUUCUACGACACAAUCAUCCGCCUACUCGCUCAGCCUCGGCGGCGGCGACGGCAGAAAUAACACACACCGCGACAGCACUCCCCCGUGCCCGCCUUACCCCCCUACCCUGAAGGGGCGGGUACAAGUCAACAGGAACCCUCCCAGCCUGAAGGAGCAGGAGCGCGCGCACCCUGAGCUCACUCUCGGAGGAUAUUACCAGCCUGAGAACUGCACGGCGCGGCACAAGGUGGCCAUCAUCAUCCCUUACCGGAACCGUGCGAGUCACCUGACGGCCUUCGUCCACCACAUGCACCCCUUCCUGCAGCGGCAGCAGCUCGAGUACGCCAUUUAUGUGGUGGAGCAGGCAGGUGACAGCUCUUUCAACCGAGGAAUGCUGCUGAAUGUGGGCGUCGUGGAAGCUCUCAAGCAGCACGCAUUUGACUGCCUGGUGCUCCACGACGUAGACCUUCUGCCAGAAGAUGACCGCAACCUUUACACCUGUUCAGAACCUCCUAGACACAUGUCUUCCUCGAUAAACACCAAUAAUUACAGAUUACUGUAUGAGAACAGUUUUGGAGGCGUGUCUGCCAUGACGCCGGAGCAGUACACCGCCAUCAACGGGUUCAGUAACAAGUUCUGGGGUUGGGGCGGCGAGGACGACGACUUGUUUAACCGCGUCAGACAUCACGGUCUCAACGUGUCUCGCUACCCCAGCGAGGUGGCUCGCUACACCAUGCUGUCCCACAAGAAGGAGAAACCCAGCCCUGACAGAUACACAAACCUCCGUCUGGGUAAGCGGAGGUUCAAGAAGGACGGCCUGAACAGCGUCAAGUACCAAAUACUGAAGACUGAGCGGAGGCGACUGAUUACGUUGCUGUUCGUGGCUCUGGCUCGCACUUGACAUUGGCCCGCCCUUCAUGCUUUUACUGGCUGUUAGUUUGGACUCGGAGCGAUGGAGGGGAUACGUGUCAUCGUUAUAAACAUCAGGCAGGCUUCUGUCUGCCACCAUUACUGCCUGCCUUUACAUGUUUAAUGCUGAACAAAGACAUACCCAGUUUUGUACUAUAUUCUGCCAAGUUGUGCCAUCAAAAAUGUUCGGUCUUAUUUUUUCAUCUCUGCUUUUGUCCAUCCCACCACAUGUGCAGUGCAGCCAAACAGCGCUCGCACAGCUCAUAGGUCCUUGCCACGAAUCCCAGUAACUGCUAUGGAAUACUUCAGAAUAUCUUUUUUCACUUAUUUCCGCUUUAUUUGUUUAAUAUUAUUUAUUUAUUUUAUUUUAUUUUAUUAUUUUAUUUUAUUUUAUUUUAUUUAUUUAUUUUUUUUACUGUCCUUUCUCGCAAUUAAAUAUUUCAGAAUUAUUAUUAUUUUUUUUUUUCUGGUUGUGGAAAUUUUCCUCUUUAAACCAAUCGGUGCUUCCAUAGAUAUAACAUAGAACAUAAGAACAUAAGAAAUAAGGGAAGCUGCAAGAAGCGGCCAGGCUUACACGUGGCAGUCCCUGUAUGAAACACACCUACCUAUUUCCAUCUGCUAUCCUCAUCCAUAAACUUGUCUAAUCUUCUCUUAAAGCUCUCUAGUGUCCUAGCACUAACUACAUGAUUACUGAGUCCGUUCCACUCAUCUACCACUCUAUUUGAGAACCAAUUUUUUCCUAUCUCCUUCCUAAAACCUAAAUUUUUCAAGCUUGAACCCGUUAUUUCUUGUUCUACCCUGGUUGCUGAUCCUAAGAAUUUUGCUUACAUCUCCCUUGUUAUAACCCUUAUACCACUUAAAGACUUCUAUCAGGUCCCCUCUUAACCUACGUCUCUCUAAAGAAUGUAAAUUUAACAGCUUCAACCUCGCCUCGUAAGGGAUACUCCUCAUCCCCUGUAUCCUUUUAGUCAUUCUCCUCUGUACUGAUUCUAAUAAACCUAUAUCUUUCCUGUAAUGUGGGAACCAGAACUGCACCGCGUAGUCUAGAUGAGGUCUGACCAGCGCCAAGUAUAACUUUAAUAUUACUCCCGGUCUUCUACUUUUAACACUCCUAAAAAUGAAUCCUAGUACCCUAUUUGCCUUGUUUCUGGCUUCUAUGCAUUGUUUCCCUAGACGGAGUUCAGAGCUAACUAUAACUCCUAAAUCUUUCUCGUACCCUGUACCUACCAGAGUUUGGUUGUCUAAUGUGUACCUGUUGUGUGGGUUUCCUCUACCUACGCUAAGCACUUUGCAUUUAUUGAUAUUAAAUUGCAUUUGCCAUCUAUCCGUCCAUUCAUUCAUUCUAUCUAAGUCUGCCUGCAAGGCGAUGGCAUCCGAUUCUGACCUAAUUAAUCUACCUAUCUUUGUGUCAUCCGCAAAUUUACUAACAUCACUACUAAUUCCACUAUCCAAGUCAUUGAUAUACAUUAGAAAUAACAAUGGUCCUAAUACUGAUCCCUGUGGCACCCCACUAAUUACAUGACCCCACUCGGAUUUCGAGCCGUUUAUUACCACUCUCUGUCGCCUGUCACUAAGCCAUGACACUAUCCAGCCUAACACCUUCCCAUCUAUCCCGUGUGCCCUAACCUUUCUCAGGAGCCUUUGAUGGGGUACCUUGUCAAAUGCUUUACUAAAGUCCAGAUAUAAGAUAUCAUAGCUAUCACCAUUAUCUACUGCCUCGUACACCUUACUGUAAAAACUUAACAAGUUAGUCAGGCAAGACUUCCCCUUCGUGAAGCCAUGCUGUGACUGAUUUAACAGGACAAGUGAUCUUUGCAAUGACCCCUAAUAUCAUAUAAUCACCAUCAUCAUCAUCAUCGUCAUCAUCAUCAUUAUCAUCAUCGCUAUCGUUGUUGUUGUUGUUGUUGUUGUUGUUGUUGUUGUUGUUGUUGUUGUUGUUGUUGUUGUUAUUAUUAUUAUUAUUAUUAUUAUUAUUAUUAUUAUUAUUAUUAUCAUCAUCAUCAUCAUUAUUGUUGUUGAUGUUGUUGUUGUUGUUGUUGUUGUUGUUGUUGUUGUUGUUGUUGUUGUUGUUGUUGUUACUGAUGCUUCUGCUGCUGCUGCUAUUGUUAGUUUUCCUUUUCUUCUUGUUCUUGUUAGUAUGUAUUUUGUUACGUUGUAUUUAUCUUUUUCCCUUCUGUCUUCUGUAUGUUUAGUUUUACGCUCCCACUUUCGUCUCUUAUAGUCUCGUAUAGUCAUAAGAUCAGGCAUAAAGUUUUAUCAUUUACUCUGCAUGUGUUUAUUGCUCACUUGUUUUAUUCACAAGUCUCUGUUGUCAAGCUAAAGGACAUUGAUUCAGUUCACCAUUCAGCCAUUAUAGCUUGUACGUUGCAUUUAUAAGCAAUGUUCUCUCACCAGUUUUAUUUUCAAAGGAUAUGGAUAUAAUUAGUUCCUGUUAAAGUAUCGUUAUAAUCAUAAAACAACCCUGAAAACCUUCGGUACUUUUGCUAUCACUUUUUUCAAAAUAGUCGAGAUGAAACGUGGAGGUAUACGAGAAAAGAAUCACUGUUGUUAAUAGCAUUCCUGGGAAGUUACAUUGCUGACCCUGGGGCGGUUAAUCUGUGUCACCAGCCCUGCUUGGAUGUUGCCUCCGCGAUGCUCCUCACCCUACUUGACAAACCUCUUCCGAUCUGGAACCUGGAAAGAAACCUUUCUUCGGAAUAAUGAUUUUUAAGUCUCUUCAACCCAUCAAUUUUCAAUAGUUAAUGUAAUCACGAAACAUAGACGAUGUCAGUUUCAUACAUUUUUAUACUGUUAAUAUUCAGUAAUUACUUCAAAUUUCGUGCAGGAAAACAAGUAUGAUGUCAGCGUCACAUCGAUUCACGUAAUUAAUAUUCGGUAAUUAAUUUAAUCUUUAUACAUAAUACAAACCCAUACAAUACGAAACAAAACACAACAUGUACCAUAUGAAUAACAUCAUUUACUCAUUUUUCUUUCCUAAUCAUGAUACAAUUUAUUUUUAGACUGCAUUACACAACUUUCAACAUCCACUCACGUUCAAGUGAUUCCGUCCGUGCUGCCCUCUAGCCAAGCCUCUCUGCAGACUACUCUGUUUGCUGCUGAUCUUCUCUCCGCCACACGACAUAAUAUACUCCUAUUUAAGAGAGCCUAUUUCCCUCAGAAAACUAUCUUUAUUUUUAAGGACAUUCCACAUUUUUACCAUUCGUGUCACCAAUCCAUGGCUGCUCGCUCUGCCCAUGGGCGUGGUAUUUGGAUACAGAACAUUAACCAAAGUGUAGAGGCGUAGUUAGCGGUCGAGCUCUGACAAGAUAAAACCAGUUCUCUUCCCCACUGGUGCCACACUUAAUGAUUCUGAAUUUUCAAAAUGUUUCGUGAACCCAAAGGUCCAUAUUUAAUUUUACGUAUACAGUACAUUUUCUGCAAUGCAGAUGAACAGAAGAAAAAUUUGAACUGCAGAAACUGGCACUCGUCUUGAACACCACACUUGAAUGGCCCGUUAACACUUAUCCGACUGACUCGACUGAUUCCUCUCAACUUUUCUGGUGAUGAUAAACAACU